CCUCCUUGAGUGGCCGGGCGCCACUUCCCCUUCCAGUCGGCUUCCGCCCGCUGGCUUCCGUCCGCUGGCUUCCGGCUUCUGUCCAGCUUCCCUCUGCUUUCGCCGGGCGCCACCCGCGGGCAGGGGACGAAUGCUACCAAAACGGCGGCGAGCGCGGGUCGGGACCCCGGACACCGCCCCCUCCUCCGCGGCACGCUUCCCUGGGGUCACUGUCUACCUGGCUGAGCCACGCAUGGGCUUCCUCACACGCCUGGCUCUCUCCAAGGGCUUCCGCGUCGUAGACGCCUACAGCUCAGAGGUGACACACGUCAUGAUGGAGGGGACCUCAGCAGAGGAGGCCGUCUGCCAGCAGGAGCGCAGGACGGCGGCCCUUCACCCAGGAUGCACCUGCCCAGUGCUCUUAGACGUAAGCUGGUUCACGGAGAGCAUGGCGGCUGGGCAGCCAGUCCCUGUGGAGUGCCGGCACUGCCUGGAGGUGGCUGUGUGCGGGAAGGGGCCGCCACGCCCAGCAUGGAGGUUGCCCUGUGCCUGCCAGCGCCCCACACCCCUCACGCACCACCACGCCGGCCUCUCGGAGGCUCUGGAGAUGCUGGCGGAGGCUGCGGGCUUAGCCAGCAGUGAGGGCCGCCAACUCUUCUUGUGCAGAACGGCCUCAGCGCUCAAGGUCCUUCCCAGCCCGGUCACGGCCCUGAGCCAGCUGCGUGGCCUGGCCCACUUUGGAGAACACUCGUGCAGGGUCGUCCAGGAGCUGCUGGAACGCGGAGUGUGUGAGGAGGUGGAGAGAGUCCGGCUCUCGGAGAGGUACCAGGCCAUGAAGCUCUUCACUCAGAUCUUUGGGGUCGGGGUAAGGACCGCUGACCGGUGGUACCAGGAGGGGCUGCGGACGCUGGACGACCUCCGAGAGCAGCCCCAGAGACUGACCCAGCGGCAGAGAGCAGGACUCCAGCACCACCAGGACCUGAGCACCCGGAUCCUGCGGUCAGAUGUGGAGACCCUGCAGCAGGCGGUGGAGGCAGCCGUGGGGCAGGCCCUUCCUGGGGCCGACCGGCGGCUUCUGGAGUCAGACUGGCCCCCUCCGGGCCACGACGUGGACUUCCUCAUCACCCACCCCCAGGAGGGCCGGGAGGCAGGGCUGCUGCCCAGAGUGAUGUGCUGCCUGAAGAAGCAGGACCUUGUCCUGUACCGCCAGCACCAGCGCAGCCGGCAGGCAGACGACCCCACCCACCUGCCCCGGCAGAGCUACACCAUGGAUGCCUUCGAGGGGACUUUCUGCAUUUUCCACCUGCCACAACCCCCAGGGGAUGCUGGGGGCGCCCAGAGGCCUUGCCCCACCCCGACCACCUGGUGGUCACCCCCAUCAGCCAGUUCCCCUCUGCGCUACUCGCUACUCGGCUGGACUGGCUCCAAGCGUUUCGAGCGGGAGCUGCGCCGCUUCAGCUGGAAGGAGAGCGAAGGGCUCUGGCUGAACAGCCAUGGUCUGUUUGAUCCGGGGCAGAAGAUGUUUCUCCACGUGGCUUCAGAGGAAGACAUCUUCAGACUCUUGGGCCUUGAGUACCUUCCCCUCCAGCCGAGAAAUGCCUGAUCCUAUUAGCUGGCCCCCACUUCUGCUCUCUGGAAAUGGAGGGUGCCAUUUGAGCCAGAUGCUGUGGGUGUUCUGGUCCCUGAAUGUUUCCAGGUGGAAGAUGCACUGCUGCCCCAAGUCCUCACCCCUCCCAAGUGGGAGCCCUGUCUGUGUGGACCGCCAGCCCCCGACAU
This is a messenger RNA of Delphinapterus leucas (beluga whale), 1755 nucleotides long. RefSeq names its product DNA polymerase mu (gene POLM). Gene Ontology annotation, cellular component: nucleus. Gene Ontology annotation, biological process: double-strand break repair via nonhomologous end joining. The record is from RefSeq and is a predicted model, not a curated record. Lineage: Eukaryota; Metazoa; Chordata; Mammalia; Artiodactyla; Monodontidae. Gene Ontology annotation, molecular function: DNA-directed DNA polymerase activity; DNA binding.